This is a messenger RNA of Ipomoea triloba (trilobed morning glory), 955 nucleotides long. RefSeq lists its product as uncharacterized. Gene Ontology annotation, cellular component: endomembrane system. The coding region runs from base 59 to 955 and encodes 298 amino acids. The record is from RefSeq and is a predicted model, not a curated record. Lineage: Eukaryota; Viridiplantae; Streptophyta; Magnoliopsida; Solanales; Convolvulaceae. The transcript is spliced from 5 exons. Gene Ontology annotation, biological process: vacuolar proton-transporting V-type ATPase complex assembly.
AAAAGCAAAGAGAAGAAAAGGCCAAAGUCCAACAACGUUCGUUAACGAUAUCUCAAACAUGGAGGCCGGUGGAAAACGCGCGACAUCUGCAUGCACCGUCGCUGCAGCGGUGGACGGCGGCCUGGUCAUCUUAGCCAACGAUGCAAUUCAUUCAUUUCUCGCCGCAUCUACCCAGGACACUAUCCUAUCUCAAGACCUGAGAGACCUCGCCUCCUCACUCUCUCAGCGAGCCUGCGUGCCCUACAGAGCUCUGCGAUCCAUCUGGAUUGGAUCCAACCCCUCCGAAAGACCCGAACUCACCUCCCUUCUCUGUGGAUCCGGAUUUGCCUUCUCAAGCCCCGAGCCACGAAAGAAGAGCGAGGAAUUGAAGGCUCGAUUGCGGAAGCUGGCGGAGGCAUCCGAGAGGAAAGCUUAUGAGGAAUUGGUGAAGGACAUAACCCCCAAGAAGAGAGUCGAAGAGCCUUUCUCUUCUUACAAGCAUCAAUUAGGCUUCGGCAUGCACGUUGUGCUUAUGAUGUCCGCUGGCUUUUUGGUUGGAUAUGCUGCAUUCAGGGCUUUGUUUAGUCACAGUCCUGCUAUGAGUGCUGCUGGUGGCAUCCUUGGACUGGUUAUUGGCAUGCUUGUAGAAACACUUCUUUUCAUUGUUAGAACUACUAGUCUAGAUCAAAGAUCCACUUCUUUUGUUUCUAAGGCAAAAAAGACUAAUGAAUCUUUGGUCGUGGCAUACAAGGGAAAGGACAUGUUUGAAUCUAAAAUACUGUUUAAAUUUCAACCAGAAAUUUUAAUGCUUCAUCUAUUUCAGCUUCAAUUGAAGAAGGAACAGAGUAGAGUGAAUAUGAAGGAUCUAAAGAUGAUAAUUUGCAUUUGCUAUGUCUCUGGGACUGCUUUUGUUGCAUUGUUUCGUAUCUUGGAUUUACACAAUUUGUCAAUGUUUGAUGUGGGCAUGCGGUCUUAA